CACCCCGCCAAACAACUAUUGAACUCUACGACAUCUGACUGACACACCGACACCGGCCCCACUACCGCUUAUACCACCACCCCCGCAACAAAGGGAUCAAGCAUGAGUUCGAAGAAAAACAAAGCGACUGGAGGGUCUAAGAGGAGAGAAGAUGAGCAGAGGGAGAACAUCCUACAGGCUGUGGUCCUCACAGACUCCUACCAGACGAGAUUCCGACCGCUCACGCUCGAAACCCCAAGGUGUCUCCUCCCACUUGCGAACAUUCCCGUGAUCGACUACACCCUCGAGUUCCUAUCGCUUGCCGGAAUUGAGGAUGUCUUCAUCUUCGCGUCCACCCACGCCGAGAAGAUCGAGCAGCACAUCCGCGAUUCGAAAUGGAGCUUGGCGUCAUCGCCGUUCAAGAAGUGUCAGAUCGUGAUGUCGCCGUCCAGCAUGUCCGUCGGCGACGCCAUGCGCGAGCUCGACGGUAAAGGGAUGAUCACGACAGAUUUCCUGCUGGUCAACGGUGACUUUGUUAGCAAUCUGCCGCUGGAGGAUGUUUUGAAGGCGCACCGCGACAGGAGGACAAAGGACAAGAACGCCAUCAUGACCAUGAUCUUACGGGAAGCCGAGUUUGAGCAUCGCGCGAAAGCGAGAGGUGAAUCGGGCGCAUUUGUGAUCGAUGAAGCUUCGGGACGAUGUGUUCACUACGAGGAGAUGCGACAUAGCGGCGAUAGGACGGUGCUGCUUCCCCCAGAUCUAAUAAAACACCAUCCGCAGCUCCGAAUCCGCACCGAUCUUAUUGACUGUCAAGUCGAUAUCUGCUCGCCUGAUGUCCCCGCGCUCUUUACAGAGAACUUCGACUACCAGCAUAUCCGCCGCCACUUCUUGCAUGGGAUCUUGACGGAUUACGAGCUGUAUGGAAAGAUUAUCCACACUCAUAUCGUCACUGGAAGCUACGCCGCCAGAGUGAGGAGCUUGCAGACUUACGAUGCUGUGAGCCGGGAUAUCAUUGGUCGCUGGACCUACCCUAUGGUGCCGGACAGUAACUUGGCACCAAACCAGAACUACACCCAUGAGCGCGGAAACAUCUACAAAGAGGAUGACAUAAUUCUCGCCCGGAGCUGCACCGUGAAUCGCAACACGAUUCUUGGUCGGGGAACAAGCAUAGGCGAACGCUCGGUCAUCGGCAAUUGUAUUAUCGGCGCCGGAGUCGAGAUCGGAAAGGAUGUUUUAUUGGAGGGGGUAUAUAUUUGGGAUGGUGUGGUGAUCGGAGAUGGCUGUCAGAUCCAGAAAUCCAUAAUCGCCAAUGACGCGGUGCUGGGAAAGAACGUUGUUGUUGCGGAAGGCUCGGUCAUCUCCUACGGUGUCAAGAUCGCCGACGGAAUACAGGUCAAGCCUUUCUCGCGCAUUACUGCCCACAGCAAACGGAAGAACAGAGGCGAACACGCGGACGACGAGGCGGCUUCGGGGAGUGAAUACGCAAACUCUGAGUCCGAGUCGGAAGAUGAGCAGAACUCUGCUAUGCAAGACAGUCUGGUAUAUUCCACUCACCACCUCAACCUUUCGGACUCGUCGAUCUCCACCGUCCCUGGCGACGACUCGGACUCGUACUCGGACGAGUCUUCGCCAGCUGGCGGUUUGAUCGCACGAACUGGGAAGGCCGGCCGAUCAGACUCCACCACCUCAUUUGAAUCCGUUGAUGAAGCCUGGCACCGCGAGGCUUCCACGUCGCUCUUCAACGCAAUGGAGAACGACCAGCCGGCGGAAGUGGCCAAUCUCGAGUUAAACGGCCUUCGUAUGACGGCAAAUGCCAACUUCUCUCAAGUCCGGCGCGCCGUUACCGCUGCCCUCGUUAACCGUAUCGAGCAGGUUGUUGCGAAGGAAUCAAUCUCUAAUGGAGCCGCAGCAUCGAAGGUGCUGCAGCGAUGGGAGAGCACCAUCAAGCGCUGCGUCUUCGACCGUAAGGACCAGGCAGAGUUCCUCCUGUUAUGCCAGCGCGAGUGCUGCAGCCGUAAAGCUGGAGAGAGCAUCCUCCUCGGUAUCGUCCAAUGCCUAAACAACACCAUGGAGGUUGUAGAUGAGGAGGCGGUCAAUGACUGGUGGCUCGACGAGAGAAGCAGUAAAGAAGAGAGGAUGGCAGCCGUUAGGAAACCGACCGAGGCGUUCGUCAACUGGCUCGCCGAAGCCGAGAGUGAAAGUGAGAGCGAGGAGGGGGAUGAUGAAGCGACCGACGACGAGGAUGAUGAUGAGGAAUAGUACAGUUAGAGCUAGCUACUUAGUUUCAUCUGGUUAUCUGGUUAUCUGGGUUUAUUUUUGCGCGGAGUUGAGAUGGGGAUUUGGUUUGUUUUGGGCAUAGAUGAUUGAGGUAUUGAGGUAUAUAGAAAAAGGAACUAGACAAAAAUUGGGUCUCUAACCUUAUUCACAGCCUCGCUAGCUCAAUCGGUAGAGCGUAAGACUCUUAAUCUUAAGGCUGCGGGUUCGACCCCCGCGUGGGGCUGCGUAUU
This is a messenger RNA of Tricharina praecox, 2486 nucleotides long. RefSeq names its product nucleotide-diphospho-sugar transferase. Gene Ontology annotation, biological process: biosynthetic process. Lineage: Eukaryota; Fungi; Ascomycota; Pezizomycetes; Pezizales; Pyronemataceae. Gene Ontology annotation, molecular function: translation initiation factor binding; translation initiation factor activity; guanyl-nucleotide exchange factor activity. The transcript is spliced from 4 exons. The record is from RefSeq and is a predicted model, not a curated record. Gene Ontology annotation, cellular component: eukaryotic translation initiation factor 2B complex. The coding region runs from base 103 to 2238 and encodes 711 amino acids.